Molecule: messenger RNA, 1871 nt
Organism: Diaporthe batatas
Lineage: Eukaryota; Fungi; Ascomycota; Sordariomycetes; Diaporthales; Diaporthaceae
Exons: 5
Coding region: 496-1383 (295 amino acids)
Source: RefSeq, a predicted model, not a curated record
CGUGUUUCGAGCCACCACGGCAGCACGGCUCAAUUGGACCUCUCCCGGGGCCCGUAUAAUUGGCACCUACUUGGGUAGCUGAGUAGCUGUGGUGGAGGCUACCAGGCUACCAGGCUACGUACAGUGCCCGGCCCAAACAAGUGCACCCACACCUCGUCCCUCUUUCUGACGAACUUUGUCACCUUAAAGACUUGGCCUACCUCUUUUCUUUCCUCCUCGCUGCCGAUCUCGUACACCAUCCCCCGUGUCACACGCCCUUCCUUCAUAGAGCUCUCUCUGUAACAGCUGUGCUACCCACGCCUGCUCCUCUCACUCCUGCCGCCACCUCUGGCUUCCAGGUCUUAUAAGAGACCUGCCUGCUCGCCGUAGACUGCACCCCGGACUCCUGUCUGCACAACCUCGUCUUACUGCUCCUCCAGCUCUGGAAGGGCAAGGCAUCUACCAGUCGAGCCUCAUACCCGGUAGCAACAUCACCCUCCCCCUACAUUGGCCGCCAUGGACCGAGUCAAGCAGGCAAACCCCUUCGCCAAGAGGGAAUCCCACCCUCCAGCCGCCGUCAUCACCUACAAGGUUCUGACAAUUCUCACCUGGCUGCUCUCCGUCAUCGUCUCCGUGUACUACUCCGCCCGGUCUCCCGCCGACGACAUCAAGCAUGGCAGGACCAUCGAGGGCCAGAACUACCUGCACUGGUCUGGCUUCACGCUCAACUUCGUGCUCGUCUAUGUCUACUUCAUCAUCCUGUUCAUCUCCCAGGUCGGCUAUAUCGUGCACCUAUUUUCGACCGACCUCGAGAAGUCCAACCCGGCCUGUGCUGUCGGUUCCCACUUCAUCGCCAACAACCUGCUGCACUUCGCCUUCGUCAUGCUCUUCGUUCGCAGCCACUUCGUCUGGGCUGAGCUCAUCCUGAUCAUCAACUUCUUCAACUUGAGCUCGCUGGCCUUCCGCCACCAUUCUUACCCCCGUUUCAUCCACACUCCUGUUGUGUCUGGGCCGCUGGCCUGGACCUUCGUGGCCAUCUACUGGAACGGCGCCAUUAUGGUCCCCAACGAGGGCAGCCUGGUGGCGAGGAUUUUCGCCAACCUCUUUGUCUGGUCUAUUCUCGUCUACGGACUGUUCUUCAUUGCAAUCUACAAGGACUACACGAUGGGCUUCUGGCUCAGCGUCCUGUCAGCAGCCUUGGGCGUGGCCCAAUUCCAGCGCCAGUUCAUCGCGCUCCAGUGGAUCUUCGCAUUUGUCAUAAUGGCUGUGUUGUUCAGCUUGUCUACAGUCGUCGGCAUUGCCGCAUGGACGGGCCGUGAGCUCCGCCUCGGCAAGGACAAGACGGUGACAGCAGAUGCUGAGCGCGCACCCCUCCUAGCAGAUGACAACAACCAGGCAGCUUAAGCCGCAUCGAUCUUGUGGCAGUCGGAUCAGAGGCUCACGUUCGCUACGGCGGGGCCACAGAAAGGAGCUAUCCCCCCGGGAGUCAAAUGUUGGCGGAACGGGCACGUCUGGAUGAUGUGUCUCUGGUUAUUACAGUAUCUUACAUGGAGUAUCUAUGCUCAUGGGCGGCCGGGCGUGCAAAUGAAAAGCUCGCCGUGAGAACAGAGUGUUUGGGAGUUGGUAAUUGACCUUUCUUGGUGUGGAAAAAAGCAUGUCCAGCUGCGAUCCUUUCGAUGCUUGUUUGCAUAGUCUGGGAAAGAACGAACGAUGGUGCUGAAAACUUGCAACAUAUUGCGUGAUGAAACAUUGCAAUGACAGGAGGAGAGAUGAAGCAAAGUUGCAAUAUUGGAACUUUUCCUGCCCACAUGUGUAACUAAGUGACGCCGAGCAUCAAAUCGUGUUUCCAGCAUGGCCGUGCUUACAUAAUCGAGACAUCGCCAUUCAUCUCA